Rhea pennata is the source of this 7380-nucleotide messenger RNA. RefSeq names its product YTH N6-methyladenosine RNA binding protein C2 (gene YTHDC2). Gene Ontology annotation, cellular component: intracellular anatomical structure. Lineage: Eukaryota; Metazoa; Chordata; Aves; Rheiformes; Rheidae. The record is from RefSeq and is a predicted model, not a curated record. Gene Ontology annotation, molecular function: protein binding; RNA binding; helicase activity. Bases 1 to 4317 code for a protein of 1438 amino acids. The transcript is spliced from 30 exons.
AUGUCGCGGCCCAGCAGCGUCUCCCCGCGGCAGCCUGGCGGCGCGGGCGGCGGUGCCGGUGGCGGUGCGGGAGGCCCCGCCGCCCCUGCCGCGGGCGCCGCCGGCGCGGGCCGUGGCCGCGCCAAGGGGCUGAAGGACAUCCGCAUCGACGAGGAGGUGAAGAUCGCGGUGAACAUCGCCCUGGAGCGGUUCCGCUUUGGCGAGCAGAAAGAAAUGGAGUUUCCUUCUUCUUUGACUAGUACUGAAAGAGCUUUUAUUCACCGUCUCAGUCAGUCUCUUGGUCUGAUUUCUAAAAGUAAAGGGAAAGGAGCAAAUCGAUACCUGACCGUAAGGAAGAAAGAUGGAUCAGAAAUGGCACAUGCAGUAAUGUCAUGCUGUUUGACUCCCAAUACGAAACAUGCUGUGCGGAGCUUAAUUCAGAGGUUUCCUGUCACAAAUAAAGAACGAACAGAACUUCUGCCAAAGACUGAGCGAGGAAAUGCGUUUGCUGUUGAAGCUGAAAACAGAGAAAUGAGCAAGACUAGUGGACGCCUUAACAAUGGUAUCCCUCAAGUUCCAGUGAAAAGAGGAGAAUCGGAGUUUGAUUCCUUCAGGCAAUCACUACCAGUUUUUGAAAAACAGGAAGAAAUUGUCAAAAUAAUUAAGGACAAUAAAGUUGUUUUGAUUGUAGGAGAGACUGGAUCAGGAAAAACUACUCAAAUUCCUCAGUUCCUUCUUGAUGACUGUUACAAAAAUGGAAUUCCCUGUCGUAUAUUUUGCACUCAGCCAAGGCGCUUGGCAGCUAUUGCUGUGGCCGAAAGAGUGGCAGCAGAAAGAAGAGAAAAGAUUGGCCAGACAAUUGGUUAUCAGAUCCGAUUAGAAAGCAGGGUUUCUCCGAAGACAUUAUUAACAUUUUGCACUAAUGGCGUACUACUUCGCACACUAAUGGCGGGAGACAGCACUCUGUCCACAGUGACACAUGUUAUUGUGGAUGAAGUACAUGAGAGGGAUAGAUUCAGUGAUUUCUUGUUAAUAAAACUGAGAGAUGUAUUGCAAAAACAGACUGGUUUAAAAUUAAUUCUUUCCAGUGCUGCUCUAGAUGCAAAUCUUUUUAUUAGGUAUUUUGGAAGUUGUCCAAUAAUACACAUACAAGGAAGACCUUUUGAAGUUAAAGAGAUGUUUCUGGAGGACAUUUUACGAAGCACUGGAUAUACAAAUAAAGAGAUGGUAAAGUACAAAAAGGAGAAACAGCGAGAAGAAAAGCAGCAAAGCACUCUUACUGAGUGGUAUUCUGCUCAAGAAAAUAAUAGCAAACCAGAAUCUCAGAGGCAAAGACCUAUCCCAAGUGUGGCUGAAGAGUAUGACCUAUUAGAUGAUGGUGGUGACACAGUAUUCAAUCAACUGACUGAAAAAGAUGUAAAUUGCCUUGAACCGUGGCUAAUAAAAGAAAUGGAUUCUUGUCUUUCUGACAUUUGGUUGCAUAAAGAUGUUGAUGCCUUUGCUCAGGUGUUUCAUCUCAUUCUAACUGAAAAUGUCAGUGUUGAUUAUAGGCACAGUGAAACCAGUGCGACUGCGCUGAUGAUUGCUUCAGGGAGAGGGUUUCUGAGUCAAGUAGAGCAAUUGAUCAGUAUGGGAGCAAAUGUCCACUGCAAAUCAUCCAAUGGCUGGAUGGCUUUGGAUUGGGCUAAGCACUUUGGACAGACAGAGGUUAUUGACCUGUUGGAAUCCUACAGUGCUUCACUGGAAUUUGGAAACCUGGAUGAAAGUUCCCUGGUCCAAACAAGUGGCAGUGACCUUAGUGUGGAGGACAGAGAACUAUUGAAAGCUUAUCAUCAUAGUUUUGAUGAUGAAAAAGUGGAUCUGGAUCUGAUUAUGCACUUACUUUACAACAUCUGUCAUAGUUGUGAUGCUGGAGCGAUUUUAAUAUUUCUUCCUGGAUAUGAUGAGAUAGUUAGCCUGCGAGACCGUAUCCUUUUUGAUGACAAGAGAUUUGCAGAUAAUGCUCACAGAUACCAAGUUUUUAUGCUUCAUUCAAAUAUGCAGACUUCAGAUCAGAAAAAGGUGCUUAAGAGUCCACCUUCUGGCAUUCGCAAAAUAAUUCUUUCUACUAAUAUUGCAGAAACCAGCAUCACAGUCAAUGAUGUUGUAUUUGUUAUUGAUUCAGGGAAGAUGAAAGAGAAGUCUUUUGAUGCACUGAAUUGUGUUACUAUGUUAAAAAUGGUGUGGAUUUCAAAAGCCAGUGCUAUCCAGAGAAAAGGCAGGGCUGGUCGCUGUCGACCAGGAGUCUGUUUCCGUCUCUUCAGCAAGCUCCGAUUUCAGAAUAUGUUGGAAUUUCAGACACCAGAACUUCUAAGGAUGCCACUUCAGGAACUUUGUUUGCACACAAAAUUGCUGGCUCCAAUUAAUUGCCCAAUUGCUGACUUUCUCAUGAAAGCUCCAGAUCCUCCACCAGCUUUAAUUGUGAGAAAUGCUGUGCAAAUGCUUAAGACAAUAGAUGCUAUGGAUACUUGGGAAGAUCUCACCGAACUUGGCUAUCACCUGGCCGAUUUGCCAGUAGAGCCACACCUUGGUAAAAUGGUGUUGUGUGCAGUUGUUUUGAAGUGCCUGGAUCCUAUUCUUACCAUUGCUUGCACUCUUGCCUAUCGAGAUCCUUUUGUCCUACCUACACAAGCAUCUCAAAAGCGUGCAGCCAUGCUGUGUAGAAAACGUUUUACCGCGGGAACAUUUAGUGACCAUAUGGCGCUUCUCAGGGCUUUCCAGGCAUGGCAGAAAGCACGGAGUGAUGGCUGGGAGAGAGCCUUCUGUGAAAAGAACUUUCUUUCUCAAGCCACGAUGGAAAUCAUCAUAGGAAUGAGAACACAGUUGCUUGGUCAGCUCAGAGCUUCAGGUUUUGUUAGAGCCAGAGGAGGAGGUGAUAUCAGAGAUGUUAACACUAACUCUGAAAACUGGGCUGUAGUUAAAGGUGCCUUAGUGGCUGGGAUGUAUCCAAAUCUAGUGCAUGUGGACAGAGAAAGCCUCAUUUUGACUGGACCAAAGGAGAAGAAAGUACGGUUUCAUCCUACCUCCGUUCUUAGCCAACCUCAGUAUAAAAAGAUUCCUCCAGCAAAUGGGCAAGCUGCAGCCAUUCAGGCACUCCCUACAGACUGGCUCAUAUAUGAUGAAAUGACAAGGGCUCACAGGAUAGCAAAUAUCAGAUGCUGUUCAGUUGUAACACCUGUCACUGUGUCACUCUUCUGCGGACCAGCUAGGUUACCAAGUAAUGCUUUGCAGGAGCCUUCAUCCUUUCGAGUGGAUGGUGUACCUAAUGAUAGCAGUGAUAGUGAGAUGGAGGACAAAACAACUGCUAAUCUGGCAGUACUGAAGCUAGACGAAUGGCUCCAUUUCAAACUGGAUCCUGAAGCUGCUGGUUUGCUGUUGCAACUCAGGCAGAAGUGGCAUAGCUUGUUUCUGCGUCGUAUGCGAGCCCCUUCUAAACCGUGGUCUCAAGUUGAUGAAGCAACUAUAAGAGCAAUUAUAACUGUUCUAAGCACUGAAGAACAGUCUGCAGGUUUGCAGCAGCCUUCAGGAAUUGGGCAGAGACCAAGACCUAUGUCUUCUGAAGAACUUCCUUUAGCAUCUUCAUGGAGGUCAAGUAACAGCAGGAAAAGCUCAGCAGAGACAGAAUUCUCUGAUGACUCUCCUAAUGCUGAAAAGGUUCUAAUGAAAUCUACGCCUCCGGCAUUUCACCAGACACAGAAGUACAAAGAAAGAAGCAUUUUGCACUCCAAGCGAACAUCAGAUGACAGAUCAGAUCAGUCAUCAGUGAAGUCUACAGACAGCAGUAGUUAUCCUAGCCCAUGUGCCAGUCCUUCUCCUCCCUUAUCUGGAAAGGGUUCCAAAUCUCCUUCACCAAGACCAAAUAUGCCAGUUCGGUACUUCAUAAUGAAAAGUAGCAACCUGCGAAACCUUGAUAUUUCUCAGCAGAAAGGUAUAUGGUCUACUACACCAAGUAAUGAGCGAAAACUAAAUAGAGCCUUUUGGGAGAGCAGCAUGGUUUACUUAGUAUUUUCUGUCCAAGGAUCUGGGCACUUUCAGGGUUUUGCUAGAAUGUCUUCAGAGAUAGGACGUGAGAAAAGUCAAGACUGGGGAUCUACAGGUUUAGGAGGUGUAUUUAAGGUGGAGUGGAUCCGAAAAGAAAGUCUUCCUUUUCAGUGUGCACAUCAUCUGCUCAACCCUUGGAAUGACAAUAAGAAAGUACAAAUAAGCAGAGAUGGACAGGAGCUAGAACCACAGGUUGGAGAGCAGUUGCUACAGCUUUGGGAUCGUAUUCCUUUGGGAGAGAAAAAUUCAGCUGAUUGACCAUAUAAAGUAAUGUGGCAGAGCUAUGACUGUCAAAAUGUCGUUUAUAACCAGUAGAAUCAGCAGUGUGCCUAUGAUACAAAGAUGAGGAAGAAGCUGGUGCAACAAGCUCUUGAAGUUGUUGGUAAUGCUCUACAGCUAGCACUGGAAAAAUAGAGGGAAUUCUGUUGGUUUCAGUAUUUCCCUAUGAUAACAAAUGUCGUAAGUUUUCACCAGGCUGUUCUUGACUGAAUGACAAAAUUUUUAGAGUAAGAUAUUCAGUGUGCAGUUGACCUUUAAAUACAUGGUUAAGUUCAAAUGAAGUUUAAAACAAUGGAGCAUUUAAGUUCAUUAUGGGCUUAGUCAUACAGCAGGUGGUUUAAAUGUAUUGUUUACAUUUAAACAGUCCCAACACAGUAAAAACUAUGAGAGAAACCAGUGUAAUAUUAAUUAGUCUUGCAGUUUGCUUAAAAUGAAUAAAUGAGAAUAGAUGUUUCCAAAUACAUUUGAAAAUUCCAUUAAGUACUUCUCGAACUUUCAUAUGUUCAGUGUGAGAGAGCAAGAUAUGUUCAGACAGCUAGGUAGAAGGAGAAUGUCAAAGCUUGGUUAAGUACAUAAAUGAAAGGAGCACGACACUUCUUUGAGAGAAAGAAGUUGGUCCAACAUGUGUUUCCAGUUUAUCUCCUUUAAAAGGUAGUCUCACUUUAGUAAGCUGAAAUAACCUUUCAAAAGGCUGAUGAGAAGGGAUAUUCUAGUAGAUCACUAACAUGUCCAUUGUUAGAAAAAGUUUUUUGUUUUUACAAAAAAAUUACCAGUAGAACUUUUUUCAUCAUUUAAUGUAGCCCUUUUACUUUCUUUUUAUAUCUCUUGAAAUUUAUCUUCUAUACUACUACUUCUUUUUUAAAUUAUUAUUAUCUUGAGAUUUUCAUUAGAGGUUAAAUUACUACAGUGUACGGGUGAUAUAAAUUCACUCUGCUCACUGUCUGCACUUACCUUUGUGGUAACUCUUGGAAUAAACUGAGAGCCUUCCUCCUUCUGAGCAGGCCUAUGCUCUUAAUGUUUCCUAGGAAUAUUCACGCAGAGUUCAGGGUACACUGUGUGUUCCUUUGUGCUCACUGUGUGGUGACUUCCGUACAUAAAGAAUAGGCUUUGUCUUCGUAAGAGCGAGUGAGUCCCGAGGCCUUGCUUUCCAGCAAGUGAUAAUACCCUUGUUUGUAUUUUUCCUGCCUCGUAUCCAUUCUCUGGUAUGCAUUGGGCUUGUUGCUGUGUUGUAUGGCUUUCAAGCAUGUAUGCAGGAAGUUUCUGUAGAAUUUUGGGCAGAUGGAGGAAAAAGAAUUAUAGUUUUUUUUUUUUUCUCUGACCUUCAAAUAUGGUUGAAGCAUGAUUAGGUGUGCUCUCCUUUCAGUAUUUAAUAGUUACUGUUUAAAAAAGAGAGGGAGAGAGAGAAAGAUUUAAAUUCUGGAAGGGAGAACAGACCUACAUUCAAACAGUCAUACAAAAGUCAUGAGUGGCCUUUAACAGUAAGUAAGAAGAAAUAGGUUGUAAUAUCUUUAUGCUUUUUUUUUUUCCAGGAAAACUUUAUGUUGUAGAUGAUUAUCUACAUCAACUAAAACUUUCAGGGUAUCUCCUGAUUUUUACUUUAUGUGUGUGUGUGUGUGUGUGGUUUUUCUUUUUUUAAUUCAAAUUAAAUUCAAUUUUCAGUUUAAUAGAUAUGAUUUGAGGUCAUAAACAAUUGGGUCCCAUUCUAUGUCACUGCUUAUGUUUUGCCAGCAAUGAUUUUAGAGCUUAUGUUUUUGUAUUUGACUGUUUAGUGUUUUGAAAUACAAAAGUCUGUAAUAAAGUUGUCUUUAAUUUUAGUUUUGGUUUUAAAUUGUUGUUUUGCAAAAUGAGCUUUAUAAAAUGUUUUCACUAAAUUCAAUGGUAAGACUGCAAGAGUUAGCACUUAAAAUCCAAUAUUCUACAGAAAAGUAAGAUUGUACUCGGUUUAAAACUCUAGGAGGGAAGGUAGGAGCUAAUUAUGUACUGCGACUUAAAACUGUACACUUACCUUUCACUUUCUUUGUGAAUGUUUUCAUGGUGAUCAGACUUCCUACAGUCGGUUUCAAUUUACCAGAUAAGCAAAUAUUUUAAAACAAGGUUCACAUGAUUUUGCUUGUUUUACUAAUUUUAGUACUGACAAAACAGGAUAAAUCAAUGUCCAUGGUGACGAUGUUUGCAUGUUAUUUUCUGGUUCUAAUAAGCUGACGAUUUGUUGUUCCGUUGAACUUACCUUACUUUACUGUUUGUAUUUUCUGCCUUCUCUUUCUUCCCAUGAAGCUGCACAUAUCUUCAUGGAUACAUAUUCAGGAUUGUUGCUGUCAGUAUCUGAGUAAAAGCUGAACUCAGGGAAGACUAAAUCGGAGUUAUGUCUUGAGCACAAAUCCAAAGGACCUGCCUUGAUGUUAGGUGAGGCAUAGAAAGGUCCUCUGUAAUGAGAUGAUUAUGCUAGCUUUUAAAUGAUGAUAUAAAAAAAGAAGUUUACCUCUGAUUUAUACAAUUGUAAGCUCAGUGCUAUGGUGUAUCAGUGCUUCCGACUAACUGUUGAGACCACCUUUACAAGACAAAAUCAACAGUAGUGUGUAGUUAGAAUUGCUGCUGCUCGUUCUGUGGACUUCCGACAUUCAGCAACAGUGUUGUAUGAUUUUGUAAAACUGAAAGUAAAUGCUUUUUCUGUAAACCGCAAUACUGCAACUUGUCUAUGCUACAGUCUGCAAGGAGUAUCGUAUAGUAAAUGUAAAUGUUUUCAUUUUUUAUUUUUGAAAUUACUAGGAGAGGUUAUUUUGAACUAAGAAACACUGAACAAUGUGAUACAUGGUACUCUUGUUUUGCUGUGCAAGUCACUUGCAGACAUACUUUUAUUUCUAAAUAAAAAUACAGAAGAAAGAUGUAUUAGCCUUGUGUGCUGUCAGUGCCUUUUACAUCUAAAUAAGCAGCUGUUUUAUGGUAGUACCAUAGUAAUAGAUAUUUUUGAAUGGUAACUGGUCAUACAAUAGCAUAAAUUAUUUCUGGAUAAGUCUAGCUGGUAUUCUCUUGGAUUCUCUUUUU